AAACGAAUCUGAAAUGUUACAAGAAGAAAAUAGGAAUUUAAACGCAGAACUUAAACAUUACCAUCAAUUCCACAUAUCACGAAGUAUAAUCAAUUCUUCACAGACUGUGCAACCAAACAAAAGAGUCAAGUCAACAUCCAAAACGAAUACAAAAUUACCAGACAAAGGCAGUGCUUAUGAAGCAAGAGCUGAGAUGAAAAACUUAUUAAAAGGACAAAUACCUGACGAAUAUCAGCUGGAUUAUAAUAAGUUAAAAUGGUUAUUGUGGUGUGUAUUGGAUCCCGUUUCUGAUCAAAUCCAACAUGUGAUCAAACUGAAUUACAUUGAAAUAAAAAACUACGAAGGCGUCGAAGGCUAUGAUAAUGAAGACAAUGGUAGCGAUAAUGAAAGGCAGAUUGAUAAUAAUUUAGCAGGAAUGGAUUUCCUUUUAAACUCGGUGGAAAUGAACUAA
Molecule: messenger RNA, 451 nt
Organism: Funneliformis geosporum
Lineage: Eukaryota; Fungi; Glomeromycota; Glomeromycetes; Glomerales; Glomeraceae
Source: the annotation of a GenBank genome assembly